AUGCCGACGGAUAGCACAGAGUUGGCGGAGUCGGCCACCAUGAAGGGCAUCAAGCUGCAGAAGAUUCACGACUAUGGUAUUCUGCUGCCGCAUGACCUCAAGGAUGGCACGCCGAUGAGUCUCUGCAGCGAUCUUGCCGUCCUCUUGAAAAAGAAGGAGAAGGAGGAGAAGAAGGAGGAAGACGGCAUUCCAGCGGAGGAGCUGGACGACGAUGAGUACAAUGAGCUCUUCGACGCGAAGGCGUUCGUGUAUGAUUCCAGCAAGAACGAUUGGGACCACGGAGAUGCAUUGACCUCCGGUGGGGAAGCUGACGUUGAUGUUGGCGCAGAUUGCGCCAACGACGAGGUUGAAGAUACCUCAUGCGGUGAGAAGUCGCCGCUUAGCAGCCCACCGAGCCCUAGUAGCCAGGUAACGGCGCCAACACGAAAGUCCAGCGGCAGGGGCCGGCGCCGCCGCCCGAGAUCCCGAGCCGCAGGAGCUGGCAGAACCGCAACCCUGCACACGGUGUGGGACUUGAGUGGCUCGUCGGAGGACACCUGUGACUGUGACACGAAAGAACAGCGACAAAAGCUCGACCGGUACCGCGAGAUAUGUUUCUGUCUCUAA
Messenger RNA from Symbiodinium sp. CCMP2592, 606 nucleotides. The record is from the annotation of a GenBank genome assembly. NCBI's taxonomy places the organism in Eukaryota, Dinophyceae, Suessiales, Symbiodiniaceae.